AUGAAAAAUUACCUUUGUUCCUCGGAAACGUACUUCUUCUGUUUGGCCCCUGGAGCACGGCCCCAGCUGCUGCCUCCGCUCUGCCCCAGAGCGAGGUGUCAUGGGUGGGAUCAGAGGUGCUUUGAUCACCCCCCGACAGGCUCUGCGCAGGGAUUAGCCGCGCCCGCCUUGGGACGGGCCGCCGUUAAGUCACGUACGCGCUCGCCGCCCCCGACCCAAACACAUGAGAGGCGCACACCACAGGCCAACCAUGAAGAAGAUCUACAUCGGCAAAACGGCCUUAAAGGUGUCCCGCAACGGAGGCAAGCACCCGAAGAAGAGGUGAGGCCCGCCGCCGCCAUCAUCAUCAUCAUAAUCCUCAUCACCUACAUCAUCAUCCUCGUCAUUAUCAUCACCUACAUCAUCAUCCUCGUCAUUAUCAUCAUCAUCAUCACCUUCAUCAUCAUCCUCGUCAUUAUCAUCAUCAUCAUCACCUUCAUCAUCAUCUUCAUCAUCAUAAUAAUCACCUUCAUCAUCAUCAUCGUCACCAUCGUCACCUUCAUCAUCAUCAUAAUCAUCAUCUUUAUCAUCAUCACCAUCAUCACCUUCAUCAUACUCACCUUCAUCAUCAUCAUCAUAAUCACCUUCAUCAUUAUCAUCAUCCUCAUCAUCACCUUUAUCAUCAUCAUCGUCAUCAUCACCUUCAUCAUCAUCAUCGUCAUCAUCAUCUUCAUCAUUAUCAUCAUCGUCAUCAUCAUCACCCUCAUCAUUAUCAUCAUCACCUUCAUCAUCAUCAUAAUCGCCUUCAUCAUUAUAGUCCCCUUCAUCAUCACUGUCACCUUCAUCAUCAUCAUCAUAAUCACCUUCAUCAUUAUCAUCGUCAUCAUACUCACCUUCAUCAUCAUCAUCAUCCCCUUCAUCAUCAUCCUCAUCAUCACCUUCAUCAUCAUACUCACCUUCAUCAUCAUCAUCACCUUCAUCAUCAUCCUCAUCACCUUCAUCAUCAUCUUUAUCAUCAUCAUCAUACUCACCUUCAUCAUCAUCAUCAUCACCUUCAUCAUCACCAUCAUCACCUUCAUCCUCAUCACCUUCAUCUUCAUCAUCAUCAUCAUCAUCAUCAUACUCACCUUCAUCAUCAUCUUCAUACUCACCUUCAUCAUCACCUUCAUCAUCAUCAUCAUCUUCAUUAUCAUCAUCAUGAUAACAUCAUGCUAA
This is a messenger RNA of Knipowitschia caucasica, 1194 nucleotides long. The record is from the annotation of a GenBank genome assembly. NCBI's taxonomy places the organism in Eukaryota, Metazoa, Chordata, Actinopteri, Gobiiformes, Gobiidae.